AGAGAGAUAGAGAACACACAGAAAGAUAGACUGAAAAGACAGAAAGGGAGGGAGAGACAAGGGAGGGUGGUAAAUAUGUGACAGGAUGUGGUUUCCCUGAGCUUGCAGAACAUCGGUAUACAGGCAUACUUUGAGCAUGACCUAAACACACCAAGUGUACAAGUGUGUUUGAGCUCCGUUAGGUGGCGAGGGGGGAAGACGAAGCAAACCGCUGGAGCUGGAGCUGGAGCUGGAGCUGGAGCUGGAGCUGGAGCUGGAGCUGCUGCUGCUGCUGAGCCUGUAGAGCCAACAGACGCUCUGGUGUCUCUGCUGCCUGCUUGCCAGAGGGAUUGUGUUUCCUUUCAGCCGGCCAACUCCACGGCAACCUCAAUCAGCUUGUCGCACAGGAUCUGAACCCGUCCUCCAUCCUCUCUUUGUGCUGGUCUCCUUCCAAGUAGAAUGCGUUUCUAUGCUGGAAACUCUGGUCCAGUUGCUGCCUUCGCAUCCACGCAGUGAACUUUUCAACUAGAUUCAGAGAGAGGGUCCGUGCACGAGCUGAGGAGCCAUGGGUUGCGGGCUGCGUAAGAUGAAGCCGAUGGCGGAGGAGAGUAGUCCAGGGAAGAUUUACUCCACCCUGAAGAGACCGCAGGUGGAGACCAAGAUGGGCGUGGCCUACACCUACCGCUACCUGGACUUCCUGAUUGGCAAAGAUGGUGGGACGUCCACGCUGCAUCUCUCGUCUGUGCGGGAGCUGCCAGACCAGCUGCAGGAGCUUUACCAGCAGGGCUUCGUUCUGGCAGCCGUUCACCCGUUCAUCCACCCCUGUGGUCCGGAGUCCAACAGCUUACCACACCAGCUCUACCGGGCCAUACUGGUCCGACUCUGCGACGGGGUGGAGAGGAGCCAGCCAGUCUGCCCACCUUACAAACUACAGCUGGAAGAGUGUCUGUCUGCUGAGCAGGUGCCCACCCCAGAGCUCAUCCAGGGCUACGUCAAGAAGCAGAUCCAGGAUGCUGCCGACCAGGGAGUGAUGUUCAUAGGAUUUGUCCAGGAACCAUACGGGGCACCGUGCACCAGGAUCAGAGAACCAGACACCCCCUCCCUCUCCCUGCACUCAAGCCCCAGCUCUGUGCUCGGUUCCCUGGGCAGCCGCAGCCCCUCGAACCCCUCGAGCCCCAAGAGCCAAGCGGUACCUGCAGCUCGAGAGGAUGCAGCGGACAAAGAAGGGAAUGAGGAAGCCUCGUGUAAAGCAGGGGAUGAAGCGGUGGGUGAGGAGAAGAAUGAAAGCGAGAACACUGGGAAUAAUUCAGGGAGCGGGACGGAGGGCAGACAGGUCGAGGCCUCGCCUGCAGCGUCUCCAAUAUCAGAGGCAGAUCUGGAGCGGAGUGAGGAGCUGACUGAGGAGGAGUCACCGUGUCACAAUAACAACAAAGACACAGAGACAAAGGAGAGGCCGAGAUACCGCCAGCGGAGAGGCGAUGGGGUGGAACUGCUGGCUUUGUACAACCACCCGCCGGUCCGAGAGGGGCAGGUGAAGUACUACACCGUCAAGGUGCCGCUUCGUGUUCAGAACUGUGACGAGGGAGUGAAAGGAGUGGAGGCCAACUGGCUGGAUCACAUGACGCAGCACUUCAACAACGGAGCCUCGCUGGUCGACGGUUACUUCCACCUGGGCAACGUGAACGAUUUGCUGCCUAAGUCGGUGGAAAGUGUCUUCAUCUUCCAGGAGGCAAACGAAAGCGAGCCGAAUGUGGCCACCCCGAUAUACGACGCCAUCGUGGUGGAGCAGUGGACCGUGAUUGAUGGUUUGCAGGUGAAGGCUGAUUAUGUUCCUCUACUGCAGUCCCUGGCCACGUAUGGCUGGAGGCUCACCUGUGUGCUGCCAACUCCUGUAAUCAAGACUAACAGCGAUGGAAGUCUGUCCACCAAACAGAUUGUUUUCCUGCAGAGACCAGUCUUGGGCCGAAAGAGGAGGGAAUCCAAGAAAUUGAUCUUCAAACCCCGAAGCAAAUCCAACAAGAACUGCAUCAAAGACCCAGCAAAGAACAAGAAGAAAAAGAAAACAAAAAACGAGAAGGAUUCAGAAGAUCCCAAGAUUCCUGAUGAGAGAGAAAAGGUUGAGAAGGAGGAAGAGAAGAGCAGCGAUGAAAGGGUGAACACAACACAGGCAGAGGCAGCGAGAGAAAGUGAGACGUCGAAAGAAAGGGAGGCGAGUUGUGAGGAAGAUAGAAAGAUUGAUGACGGGGUUGAAAUCAGCGUAGAGACUGUCGAAAAGAGAGAUGGAGGAGCGGAGACUAAAGACAAAGGAGCAGAAAACGGCACGGAAGAAAAAGAGGGAGAAGAAGAAAAGAUAGAACUGGACCACGAGGGAUCAAAAGAGAACGGAGAGCCUUUGGAGAACGGAGCGGUCCUAGAGGUGACAGAAACUGUUGCGAUUGUUGAAACAGAGAGUGAGACCAAAGACAAGGAGGAAGAGGGCGUAGCAGAAGCUGGAGCUGUAAUCGAGAACGGGGUAGAGACGGAUGAAGAGAAAGAAGAGGGCAAAGAGGACGUGAUCAAAUGCCAGAUAGAAGAACCAGCAGGCGUGGAAGUCAUCACCAAGGAUAUAACGGCAGAUUCACAGACCACACCGACUAAUCAAAGCCCAGAAGAGUAGCCAAGAGUAGUCCAAGUCAAAGUUUUUUUUCCCACCCUACCUCUGAAAUUCCCCAUCUUGAGAACUGGUUCACAGUGUUAUCCCUGAUCCACAUUAAUGGGGCUUUGAUCCCCAUCGCUGCAGCGUUCCCCAAACCCUUGUGACCUGUGUAGCUACGGAACAAUUUCAUGUAACAGCGGACAUCAGUCCUACUGUAUAACCACACAUACUGAAUGUAUAUAUCCAAGAUAAGAGAUGCUGGUGCAGGAGUCACUGGAACAGGGACGUGAACGCCUAAGAUGAUGCCAUGAUUACAAACGGCUCAUUUUUCUUUUGCUUGAGAAGAAUGAGCAACAGUUUUAAAGGCUUGGUUUCGCCAGCGAAAUAAAUCUGCAAGAAUUCUUUGUGUCGAGUCGGCACACAAAGUUACACAAAAUCGAGCCAUCUUGACUGCUGACCUUUCAAAGGAACAGCAAACCAAAUAGUCCAAAGUGGAGAAGCUCUGUCUCGCUACAUCUACCUUUAUUUGAA
Molecule: messenger RNA, 3145 nt
Organism: Scomber japonicus (chub mackerel)
Lineage: Eukaryota; Metazoa; Chordata; Actinopteri; Scombriformes; Scombridae
Product: raftlin-like
Exons: 10
Coding region: 545-2635 (696 amino acids)
Source: RefSeq, a predicted model, not a curated record